Exophiala aquamarina CBS 119918 is the source of this 1470-nucleotide messenger RNA. RefSeq lists its product as uncharacterized. The coding region runs from base 1 to 1470 and encodes 489 amino acids. Gene Ontology annotation, biological process: cytoplasmic translational initiation. NCBI's taxonomy places the organism in Eukaryota, Fungi, Ascomycota, Eurotiomycetes, Chaetothyriales, Herpotrichiellaceae. The record is from RefSeq and is a predicted model, not a curated record. The transcript is spliced from 2 exons. Gene Ontology annotation, cellular component: eukaryotic translation initiation factor 3 complex; cytoplasm. Gene Ontology annotation, molecular function: translation initiation factor activity.
AUGCCAGGCCCCUCAAAUACCCUACUGAUUGAGGGUACCUUCUCCGAACUUGCUGAAGAACUCGCGCACUAUAUCGAUGCUCUAGCCAAAGCAGAGGAAGGCGCUGGCGUUCAAGCCGAGAUAGAACAACUUUUGGGUGCGAUCAGAGAAGUAGAACAGUCACCGGACUCCGCAGAUGAAGCGUCAAUACAAAAACAGAAAGACGAGGUGUUGAAAAAGGUGGUCACAAAAGCGACUGUCCUCAAUUCCGCGCCUGAAAGAGAGUUCACCGCAGCUUAUAACCUUUUGAUAAGCCUUUCAUCACAGUCCUCAAUUCGGGAUCAGAUCUUUGCGCGUAUAUGCCAAUAUCUGUCCGAACAUCCCAUUACCUCAUCCCCAACAUAUGGCAACUCCCUCGCCGUUCAGACUCUUACCACCAUCUUCAACGUCCUCCCUCUGACCAGCGAGUCGCGGUACCAUGUUUUCCUUGCAAUACUUAAAGUUCUCAAAUCCAUCAGUUCGCCUCAAUCCUUCGACGCCCUCAUCCCGCAACUCGAGUCCAAUAUCCCCAACUGGCUAUCCGCCUGGCAACUGGACGAGGAGGAUGCACGGGCUCUCUACCUAGCGGUUGCAGAAGUCGCCAGCACAACAGGCAAUGAGAAUCUUGCAUAUGUCUACAUGCUGAAGGCCCUCGAAGCGAUCCCGCCUGACUCAGUCUCCGAGCAUGAUGCUCUCGAACUUGCCAAGCGCACUCUACGGGCCGCUCUGAUAAACCCAAGCGUCACUGACUUUACACCUUUGACCGCCUCCGACGCCAUCCAAGCAGUUCGCAAAUCGGACAGCAAUCUGUUCGACCUGCUUGAGAUCUUCUCGUCCGACGACUACUCCUCAUAUAUUGAUUUCCUCGAAACCAACGAACUUUCUUCUCUAGGCAUCGAUGACUCCCAUGCCGAGGUGCUCAGCAACAAGAUCCGAUUGCUCACACUCGCAACCAUCGCUGCCUCGUCACAGACUCGCUCCGUCUCAUACUCGACCAUCGCUUCUGCCCUGCAGAUUCCCUCAGAGGACGUGGAGAUGUGGGUCAUCGACACGAUCCGCGCGGGUCUCGUUGAGGGAAAACUGUCGCAGCUGAAACAGGAGUUCCUGGUCCAGCGCGCCACGUAUCGAGUGUUCGGCGAAAAGCAGUGGGCUGAGAUCCAGGGCCGCCUGAACGUGUGGCGUCGCAGUCUCGAGUCAGUGUUGCAGGUUGUCAAGACUGAGCGUGAGCGUUUUGCGCGUGAAGGCCCUGGUGGCGGCCCAGAGAGCGGUGUGAAUGGGUUCGCCAACGAUGGUGAGGGAGGCGGUAGACAGCAUGGAGGUGGUGACAGACAACAGCGACGCCAGGGUGGAGGUCGAGGCGGACGUGGAGGUCAACACCGCGAGCCCCGUGAGCCUCGUGAGCAUCAUCACCAGGGGCCUCGUGAGGUCGAUGCAGUUGGUGGUGGAGAUUAG